This is a messenger RNA of Trichomonas vaginalis G3, 685 nucleotides long. RefSeq names its product phosphoryn-related-related family. The record is from RefSeq and is a predicted model, not a curated record. NCBI's taxonomy places the organism in Eukaryota, Parabasalia, Trichomonadida, Trichomonadidae. The transcript has a single exon. The annotation marks the transcript as partial.
AUGCUUCCUCUCUUCAACAAGUGCUUCUCGCUUGAUCAAGGUGCUUCCUCUCUUCAUCAUGCAGCUUCCUCUCUUGAUCAAGAUGCUUCCUCUCUUGAUCAAGAUGCUUCCUCUCUUGAUCAAGGUGCUUCCUCUCUUCAUCAAGGUGCUUCCUCUCUUCAUCAUGCAGCUUCCUCACUCCAUCAUGCAGCUUACUCUCUUCAUCAAGGUGCUUCCUCUCUUGAUCAAGAUGCUUCCUCUCUUCAUCAAGGUGCUUCCUCUCUUGAUCAAGAUGCUUCCUCUCUUCAUCAAGGUGCUUCCUCUCUUCAUCAAGAUGCUUCCUCUCUUCAUCAAGGUGCUUCCUCUCUUCAUCAAAGUGCUUCCUCUCUUCAUCAAGGUGCUUCCUCUCUUCAUCAAGGUGCUUCCUCUCUUCAUCAAGGUGCUUCCUCUCUUCUUCAAAGUACUUCCUCUCUUCAUCAAGAUGCUUCCUCUCUUGAUCAAGGUGCUUCCUCGCUUGAUCAAGGUGCUUCCUCUCUUCAUCAUGCAGCUUCCUCUCUUCAUCAAGAUGCUUCCUCUCUUCAACAAAGUGCUUCCUCUCUUCAUCAAGGUGCUUCCUCUCUUGAUCAAGGUGCUUCCUCUCUUCAUCAAGGUGCUUCCUCUCUUCAUCAAGGUGCUUCCUCUCUUGAUCAAGAUGCUUCCUCUCUAA